CUUACGUCACGUUGCUGAAUCAGGUACGCAUCAUCAGGUACGCAUCAUUUCCAGACUUGAAGGCGCAGCUCAGCCGCGGCGAGGCAGCCAGUUUCUCAGGAAGAAGCAGACGGGGAGGCGUGUUGAGCUGUGAGGAGAAACCGAGACAAACUUUUAACGAUGGCAGAAAACAAAAUGGGCCCAAACCUCCAGGCUGGAGCUGGAUUCCUCGCCAAACGGGUCCAGAAGUCUUUGAAUCGAGCUCAGGAGAAGGUACUUCAAAAACUGGGCAAAACCAUGGAGACCAAGGACGAACAGUUUGAGCAGUGUUCCCAGAGCCUCAACAAACAACAGAUCGACGGAAACCGCUUGUUUAAAGAUGUCAAAGCCUACCAUGCAGCUGUGAAAGCCGUGCACGAGACAUCCAAGCGGCUCUCCCAGACAUUGCGAGACAUCUAUGAAUCAGACUGGAAUGGAGUGGAGGACCUUGCUGUCAUUACAGAGAGUGAAGACUUGCUGUGGAACGACUAUGAAGAGAAACUAAGUGACCAGAUUGUCCGCACCAUGGAGAACUAUACAAGCCAGUUCCCUGAAGUCAAGGAACGAGUGGCUAAACGUGGUCGGAAACUGGUGGACUACGAUUCAGCACGACACCACCUGGAAGCGCUACAAAGUGCCAAGAAAAAGGAUGAAGCUAAAAUAACAAAGGCGGAGGAAGAGUUCAACAAAGCCCAGAAUGUCUUUGAAGAAAUAAAUAACGAGCUGAGGGAGGAGCUGCCGGUUCUCUAUCAGAGCCGGAUAGGUUGCUAUGUGACUGUGUUCCAAAACGUAUCAAACCUAAGAGAUGUCUUCUAUAAGGAAAUGAGUGUGCUCAACCGUGAACUGUACAAUGUGAUGAAGAAACUGGAGACUCAACACUCAGGAAAAGCUUUUAUCGUCAAGGGUCUGAACAGCUCAUCAAGUAAGUCAAAGAAGAGGAAGUCCCUGGUUAUCUCCAAUCCCAUCCCCUGCAAUACGGCUUUCCCAGCUGACCACGUCUCAAUCCAUUCUUCCACCGAAAAUACCAAAGUCCCCUCUUCCCCUACCCAGCGAACUCAAAGCAUCUCUGAAGAAACCAGUGCACCAGAAGAGAGUGUCGCCUCAUCCAACUCAUCCAAAGAUGUGAACUCGUCAGACUCCGAUCUUAGCUCCAGCGGUGCCAACACGCCGAAGAGGCAGUCAGCAUGUGACAGUGAGAGCAGCGACAGGAGCACAGGGAGUCAAAGUCCAGAGGAGGCGGAAGCGGCAGCCAAGGCAGAUGCCGAAGCGGAACUCGCUACAAACCAGUCCGAUGACUCCGGGGUGGGAGUACCGAAGUCAGAAGCUGCAAGUCAGGAAGUGUCCAAUCCAUCGGAUUCUGCAGAUAGUGAUGCUCCACACAGUCCAGAGCAGGACAGUGUGAGUGAGGCCAAGCCCAAACCUGCUCCAGUUCCUGCCCCUCGCAUCUCCUUCCGGUCCACUGAUGCACGCCCCCUCUUAACCCCCCAGCAGGAGGUGCAGGAGGAGGAAGAGGAGCAGGAGGAGACAGAGGAAGUGCCAAUCAACCAGGAGACAGGUGACUCAGGAGAUGACUCCAGUUCAGGCAAUCCACCAGACUUCCUUUACAAGGCGGUGGCGUUGGAGAGCCAUGCAGCAUCUGAAGACGGUCUGCUCCAGUUUGAGGAGGGAGACGUCAUCCUGGUGCUCGCUGACACUCAAGAGGAAGGCCUGCUGAAGGGGGUCAGGGAGGAGAGCUGGAACCAGCAUGGGGAUCUAGAAAAUCACUCUGGGAUCUUCCCGGAAAAACUCAUCCAGCCUGUUCAGACGAAGUGAGGCAAUAGUCACUCUUCAGCCUGUAAUACUUUUUUUUUCUUCCAUCGACCAGUUGAUGACUCACUCAUACACACAGAAAGACAGACACACAUUCACACACACCACACCCAUAUGUUUUGGGCCCAGAAGCUGAACAAACAGAUGAUGUGACAGUCAAACACGUGGUUACUGGAAUGCUCCGAUGUUGCAACUCGUGGAACAAAAGUGAACAUUUUGUAAGAGAUGUUUGGAUUGUUAAAUGUAACAGUAUUUUGCUCUUUUUGUAUCUUCAAAGUCUUUAUCUGAAACACUGUGAAAGCAAAGACCUUUUUAUAUUGAUGUUGUAAUCUUAUGUAAACUUUCCUAAAUAAAGUUGUAAAUAAAAGAUAGUACGAUGUUGUUUUGGUAUGAAA
Molecule: messenger RNA, 2222 nt
Organism: Larimichthys crocea (large yellow croaker)
Lineage: Eukaryota; Metazoa; Chordata; Actinopteri; Sciaenidae
Gene: bin2b
Product: bridging integrator 2b
Exons: 13
Coding region: 160-1830 (556 amino acids)
Biological process (GO): plasma membrane tubulation; phagocytosis, engulfment; podosome assembly
Cellular component (GO): podosome; cytoplasm; plasma membrane
Molecular function (GO): phospholipid binding; protein binding
Source: RefSeq, a predicted model, not a curated record